Messenger RNA from Lycium ferocissimum, 450 nucleotides. RefSeq lists its product as uncharacterized. The transcript has a single exon. Bases 1 to 450 code for a protein of 149 amino acids. The record is from RefSeq and is a predicted model, not a curated record. NCBI's taxonomy places the organism in Eukaryota, Viridiplantae, Streptophyta, Magnoliopsida, Solanales, Solanaceae.
AUGCGUUUUGUUGAUGGAUCUACCCGAGAACCAAGUGCAGGAACUGAUCUGCACAGAGCUUGGUCUAGGGCCAACAACAUGGUCAUUUCUUGGUUAUUAAACUCUUUAUCUAGGGAAAUUUCAGAAAGUGUCUUAUACUAUUCUACUUCUAAAGAUAUUUGGGCAGAAUUGGAGGCAAGAUUUGGCCAAAGCUCAGGUGCUAGGCUUUUUCAACUCCAAAAGGAGCUUAGUGACCUUACUCAAGGUGCAUCUGAUAUUGCAACCUAUUUUACCAAGAUGAAACGACUCUGGGAUGAGUUGGAUACCUUGGAUUCUUUUUCACCAUGUCUUUGUGAAUGUUCAUGUGGAGCAAAAGAAAAAAAUAUCAAGUUUAAGCAAGAUGAAAGAUUACUUAAAUUUCUAAUGGGUUUAAAUGAUACUUCUUUUGUGGUGCAAGAGGAAACAUUCUAA